UCCCGCCCGGUUGCCCCGCGGCGCUGGCUCGUCCCGGGCCAAAGUUUAUCUUCUGUUGGCUUCAGCGCAGACAAGGAACAAAAUUAUUUCUGUGGGGAGAGCCACCGAGAAGUGAAGAGGUGCUAUGAGAGGACUGAAACUUUUUGAGAGCAAAAGGAAUACAUAGCUUCUGUCAUGCUACGUUAGGUAUGAUUCAGCUGUCUCCUCAGACAAGGCUUAUAAGUGGGAAGAUUGGGUAUUCCCCUGAAAAGACCAUAAGUUUGAUAUCGAAUCCUGCCCAUCUAGGAUCUUGAGAAUUAGCAAGAAGCAAGAACCAUUUGGCUAAGUUACAAAUGAGUUCUGAAGAAGGUAUAAUUCAACUCCAGAAGUUGCAGUCGUGUCUCCAUGGGGAGUGUGUGCAUACCUGUUGACACCCUUUAUCUGCCGAGAGCAACCCAAUGCUCCAGAAGGAUGAGAUGGAAGGUCUUAAUGUUCACUGUUGUUGCUGCACUGAUCCUUGUUCCACCAUGCUAGGCUGGCUGGCUAAGUAGAAUAAAAGGUUUGUUUUAACAUGUUUCAUGCUGAGGUUUUGAAAGCAUUUGGACAGACAAAGCUUACAAGUGAGUGGUAAGCUAGUUUGGGACAAUGCUUACGCUUAACUGUACUGGAUGAUUUAGAGUCAUAUUUUAUAUGUCCCACAAAGCCUGAGGCACAGGUUUCAGUUAGCACCUCUCCCUCUGAUAGUGGCUUGUCUACAGUGAAAGUAAGUCUAGAAAUGCUUGUAGUCAGCAGUGAAACACUGGAGCUUCUAGUCCUAACCCAAGACUAAACCAGGACAGAUUAUUGCAUCCUAGAAGUGGCUAUUCUUCCCAUAAAUCAUAAAUGGACAUGAGUGAUUAGAUUGGGAGACAGAUCUGCAUGUGACCCAAUUAAUCCUAUCUGCCUGCACUUGAGGUGGAAGAAACUGUUUAUAUACCCUAUUCUGUAGUUUUCUGCCUGUGGAUUCCUGUUCAGCUCUUUCUAUAAUACUAAAAGCGAGAGGGUGACAAUGAACGUUGGUGAUACCAUAUGAGAAAUAUUUAAAUAAAAGACUCAUCUGGAAGGCUAUAGAAGAGAAAAGCAGCCCGUAAAAAGAAUGUGCUAAUAAAACGUGUCAAGAGACACAUUGAGGAGAAGGGGAAAAAAGAUGAUGGGAACCCUGUGCAGCACCAUGUAUUCUCAGGGCCCAGUCACAAAAUGAAACACAAAAUCUUUUAACAGACAACUGACAGAGCUGAGAUGGGAGCAAACUAGGACAGGAAUCUUAGUUUUUUUUUCUCUGUGCUGUUUGACUGCCACAGAGGCAGCAGUUACUUUAGCUGAUUAAAAUCUAGAAAAACUGUCUAAAAUUUAGACAUUCUCUUUUUGAUUUGAGGAAAUAAGAAGGUUUUCUAGUCACUGGGAAAGCAAAGGAAGAACUUUACUGUUAACACAGGCACUUAGACUUACCUCUUUCUGUCUUACCUCUGUCUUUUAGCCCCUCUUGAAGGGCUGGCAGUAGAGGAUAGGAAGCAUAAUCAGGUGUGAACUGGGUUGUCCUUUACAGCCAUCUUUUUUUCUUCCUCCUCUGUGCUUCAGCCUAUUUAUUCUUGCUGGGAGCUUUCUGAGUGGCUAAAGGAAGUGGCAUAUUGAAGCUGUUUAUUGGCGCAGAGAAAUUUAGGUUGGAAGGGACCUCUGCUGGUCAUCUGGUCCAACUUCCUGCUCAAACCAUGUUCAACUAGAUCAGGUAUAUAUUUAUUGAGGUGCAUGAUGUCUGCCCUGAGGAUGAUUUCUAACAGAACCUCCCAGCAGGCCUUGUCUAACUCUGAUUACACCUGGGAGUACGAGUACUAUGAGUAUGGACCGGUGUCAUUUGAAGGCCUGAAGGCUCAUAAAUAUUCCAUUGUGAUUGGAUUUUGGGUCGGUCUUGCGGUUUUUGUCAUCUUCAUGUUUUUUGUCCUGACCCUGCUGACGAAGACAGGAGCACCACAUCAAGACAAUGCAGAACCUUCUGAAAAAAGAUUUCGCAUGAAUAGCUUUGUGGCAGAUUUUGGAAGACCUCUGGAGUCAGAAAGGGUCUUUUCUCGUCAAAUAGCUGAAGAAUCCCAGUCGCUUUUCCAUUUCUGUAUUAAUGAAGUAGAACAUUUGGACAAAGCAAAACAAAGUCGGAAAGGUCUAGGUCUGGAGAGUAAUAUCCACUUCCAGGAAGUUCCCAGGAACAGUGCGGUGUUUGAAGAGGACCCAAACUGUCUUACAAAAUUUAACAUUCCUAAUUUUGUGAACACGGAGCAGAACUCUUCACUAGGUGAGGAUGAUCUCCUCAUCUCAGAGCCACCAAUCAUUUUAGAAAGCAAAUCAGUCAUGCAAUCUUCCCAUCGGAUCCUUGACUGAAAAGUCUUUUACUUUAAGGUAAACAUUCCCGUUUUUGUCCAGUUUGAAGUCUUUCCUGGCCUUCUGGUGUUUUGAUAGGAGGUAUUUCAGACUUGUGCUUUUUAUUGUAUAGAAGACUGGCUGUGCUGACAGAACUCCAUUUAGACAAAGAGUAAAACACUGAGUGCUUUAUUCUGA
Tyto alba (common barn owl) is the source of this 2565-nucleotide messenger RNA. It is a transcript of the gene MRAP2, whose product is annotated as melanocortin 2 receptor accessory protein 2. Gene Ontology annotation, molecular function: type 4 melanocortin receptor binding; type 1 melanocortin receptor binding; signaling receptor regulator activity. Gene Ontology annotation, cellular component: endoplasmic reticulum; plasma membrane. Gene Ontology annotation, biological process: regulation of adenylate cyclase-activating G protein-coupled receptor signaling pathway; protein localization to plasma membrane. The coding region runs from base 1765 to 2388 and encodes 207 amino acids. The record is from RefSeq and is a predicted model, not a curated record. The transcript is spliced from 10 exons. NCBI's taxonomy places the organism in Eukaryota, Metazoa, Chordata, Aves, Strigiformes, Tytonidae.